This is a messenger RNA of Rhodamnia argentea, 537 nucleotides long. Its product is annotated as kiwellin-1-like. The record is from RefSeq and is a predicted model, not a curated record. Bases 1 to 537 code for a protein of 178 amino acids. The transcript has a single exon. Lineage: Eukaryota; Viridiplantae; Streptophyta; Magnoliopsida; Myrtales; Myrtaceae.
AUGAAGAAGCAAGUCAGUUCACGCUCUGUCGUUCUCGUUCUCAUUCUCAUUCUGUGCCUUGCUUCGGCUUAUCCAAGCGUUGAAGCUCAGUCUUGCAAGCCAAGUGGAAGGAUUAGGGGACGAAAGCCGCCUCCAGGACAGUGCAACACUGAAGAUGACUCUGAUUGUUGCCGAGAAGGCCGAGUCUACACUACCUACAGGUGUUCGCCACCGACUUCGCGUCAAACGAAGGCCACCUUAACCCUCAACAGCUUCGAGAAGGGCGGUGACGGCGGCGCACCAUCCGAGUACGACAAUAAGUUACACUCGGACGACACCCUGGUGGUGGCCUUAUCAACAGGGUGGUUCAACCACCGCAGCAGGUGCUUGAAGCAUAUUACCAUCUAUGGCAAUGGAAGGAGUGUCAAAGCCAUGGUUGUUGACGAGUGCGACUCGACAGAGGGCUGCGAUGCCGGCCAUGAUUACCAACCUCGUCGAUGCCUCGGAAGCCGUUUGGGAGGCUCUCGGAGUGCCGCGAAACGACUGGGGCGAACUUGA